UUAUCCGUGCUGUGCUGGGUACGUGCAUGUGUUGUCAGAUGUCACUGUGUGUAAACUUUCCGUAUCGCGACACACGGUCGAACAUACCAGGCCGCACACACAGCUCUCGGGGGUUUCUUCUCGAUUCGAUAUCGAAUUUUGCCGUCAGUCGGAAAGCAAAACUCGUCAAGAUCAAACGGUUUUCCUUAGCUUUGCGCGAUUGUGGAUACAAUUUUAGGAUUCAGUGCUGAGACCUAACCUGGGACAUUCAUCAAACGCGGAAGAAGAACUUGACUCGACUAUUCGGUCUAGAAAGCGUGUUUCGGAAAAUUCCAGGAUUGCGAUGCCUGAGGAUAACAAUACAAUCAGUGUGAAGUGAACACGUUUCCUGUUUUUAUUGCGUUUAUGAUUGAGCAGUGUUUUGAAUGUGUUUAGUUUGCAGUGGAAUCCUGGACUUUUUUUUCGCAUGCGGCUGUGUCGAUUCGAUGCGAAAGAAGGAUUAUGUAAAAGACAUUGCGGUGAUCGCUUUGGCAUAGGACCUGCCUCCAGUUGAGAGUCACACGACCACCAGAGUUAUGCGUGUACGGAAAAAUUGCGACAUCUGAUUUAAUUGAUUUUUCUGCUCGCGCACACACUCACGGGAGGGAAGAUUUUUUUUUUCGGUACUGGACACAGCUGAAGCGUCGAGAAGGGCUUCACACUGGGAAAAGGGUGGGAGAAUCACCCACAACUUCGGAGCGUGGCGAGAACAGUUCCGUUCUUUUAUUCGUCGCAUGAGUUCGACGUGCUGUCCAAUCACUACGAGUCGCCGUCGCCAAAAAAACUACCGCAUACCAACACAAAACAGCUCUCCGCCAGCAGUGUGGUUCGUCCUUAAUGAAUUAUGCGUGAGAUAUGGUUUUCGGCGAAACAGGCGAGUUGGAAGGAUUAACCCGAGCCGUCUGCUGUCGUCGAAGAGUAUUCUAAGCGUUGAGCAUUUCAGCGGUGAUUGUCGCUGUCAACUCGUACAUUGAGCUUAAGGUAAAAGGUUUAAUUCAAUUAAAAACACAGACAAGACGGAGUAAUUCUCCUCGAAGUGGCCGAAGCAAAUGACCAGUGACUAGUGCAAGAACUACUGAAGCCACGGGCAGACGGAGAGGGAAGUGAAAAUUCUUCUUCCGUGUGCAGUGUGCGAAAUGAAAAACGAAAAAAAAGAGAGUGUGCAGAAUUUCCGUCGCUUUCCCCAUGCUGCCGUGCUGCGAAAAUAGAAGCAGAACGUCAAGAACGUCGUGUUGAAUGACCGAACCGCAUUAGAUGUGACUAGCGGAGACACGGAGAGGAGGUUGCAGGCAGUCGUGCAUAGAACAGACCAGGAGAGAAAGAAGGAAAGAGAGAGAAAGAAAGGGAGACCCAAUUGAUCCCAGAGAACGGGGCUCCACACAGGAAAACGCAGAGCAAGAAGAGCACACAGGCAGAAUUUUCUUGACGAGAGGAAAAGCUGACCCAACAAACGGAAGACUCACACCGAACGGAACCACCAGGACGGAAGGUUCGUCUUUUUUGCCGGUAGCGCCUGGCUGAACGCAGUUGACUAACUAUCUUGGUCGGUUCCAGUCUUACUGGAGUGACGACGCGACUGGUGUGAACUGGUGUCCCUCUGCAAUCAGGAAGUUAGCUUUCGGGUUUUGAACCUGUUUCUGGGAGAAGAAAAAAAAUAGGUAACUGCAAGGUGAGCGCUUCAAGCCUUUGGUGGAAGUUUUCUUUCCACUUUUUUAUUCGUCGACGAAGGCGAAUAUCCCUAGGAGAAGAAAAGUUCAGUGGAAAACAGAAAGGAAAAUCAAUUUAAGUGUGUAGUUGUGUGGAGUUUUAUAUACUCUCCUUGUUCCGUGCCGUAUUUGCCGUGUGUACAUCAAGGAAAACAAGGAAAAAAACAAUACGAAGAAUCUGCUUUUAGUACUCCGCUCAGUGCCGCAGUGGGACGUUAAUUACAUAAGAAUAAACUUGAUUUUUAAGUGUUUUCGGUUGGUUCAUUUGAAGGAAUUUUGAGUACGAAAUGAUAAUUGGAUAAGUGCUUGCCUUUCGAGACAGCUUUGGGUAACGAAUUGUCUAGCAAAUAAAUGUUCGUAGUUUAGUGUUGAUAGGAAUAGUUCGUCUUUCUUAGGGGAAAACUAGACAGCCAGUGCAUAUUCGUAGUUUUAGAACAGGAGGCCCAGUUUGAGUUUGGUUGAUUGAGGAAAAAAUAUACUAUAAUCAUACUGUGAAAUAUACUAUUCCAUGUAGAGCUAUCAAUCGUAGCGUCGACCUUAAAUGUUACACGGUGCAAGCUAGUGACUGCAGUUGCCGUGCCAUCAGCGAAAUCGGAUCCUUUCUGGCAGUGUCGAAUAUAUGUAUCUGUGAAACCAACAACGAAGCAACGAAUAAUACAAUCGGUCUAACACGGUAGCCUGAAAGGCAAGGUGAACGAAACAAAAAAAAAACGAAAAAUAUCAGCAACAACAGCCCAAAAACACCAAGGUUGCGUGCGACAUUAACGAGAGAGACCGCAACCGGUCCGCGAAUUAAAUCUGCCCUGGCGCGGUUGAACUGUGAUGGUGCUCUACGUGAAGGAUUUCUAUCGUAAGGAGCCCGACCGGCUGAGGCAGCCGCGAAUCGUGUAGCUCUGCCAUGAACAAGCAUCUCUGGAAUAACGAUACAUCCUGGGGAUGUGUCCAGGCGUUGCUGGCGCUGAUCCUGACCAUCCUGCUGUUGCCUGGUCCAGGUGGCGCCCUGGACCCCGGCAUCGACCUGCUCGACGCGCUAAGUUUACACACAAAUUUAUCCCAAUAUCAAGGGGUUACAGUCACACAAGAGUAUCAACAUCAAAGGGUAUAUCAUUUGUCAGGUGGCGAUCGAAAUCUUGUCCUUCCGACUAUGGUUUUUCACCGGGCCGCCGACAAGAUGAAGCUGACGCCCGAUUUCACGUUUGCCGUCGUCCUGAAGCAGGAGCAAGCUAACUCGGGGACCAUCGUUUCCUUCUCAAACGGAAACAAUAGGUAUUUAGAAUUACAAUCAAGUGGAAGACGUGACGAAAUACGUUUUCAUUACACACACAUAACAGCAGCGGGCGUGUCGCAGAUACACACCGAGUCCUUCCCGUAUCGACUCGCGGACGACACCGAGCACAAGGUGGCGCUAACGGUCAGCGGCACCGAGGUGCAGCUGUACAUCGACUGCCAUCCACUGUAUAAAAGAGUGACACAUUUUUUACCAGAUAGAAAUUUUAGUGCUUCCAAUAUGCAAUUAUUCGUCGGACAAAGAAACUCAAAUAGUCAUUAUUUAUUUAAGGGUGAUUUAAAAGAUUUACGUAUUAUCACCGGCCCCUACGGUUAUUUAUCACAAUGUGAACUAAUGGAUGCACAAUGUCCCACCUGUGGGCAGUUUUUAGAGUUAGAGAACGCUUUAGUAGAAUUAAAACAAACCUUGUCGCUGUUAACAAAAAGGCUAGUGGCUGCAGAGAAUCGUGUCUCGUAUAUAGAGGAAUGUGAUUGUAAAAAAUCAUGCCUAAUUAAUGGUACAAGUAAACACGAUGGUGAUAUAUGGGAUAUAGGUUGUAAUCAGUGUAAAUGCGAGCGUGGCGUUGUCACGUGUGGUCCAAGACCAUGUCCAGAGGUUACGUGUAAACAUCCAGUAUUAGAUGAGGGUGAAUGUUGUCCUAAGUGUUUAAAAAAUUGUUAUAUUAAUAAGAAAGACUUCGAACACGGCGAGAAGCAGAUCCUAGGCUGCCGAAACUGCUCGUGCAUAGAUGGCAAUAUGAUGUGUGAUAUGCUGCAAUGUCCGGAGCUCAAGUGCCCCCCGGAGCAGCAGAUGUCGGUGACGGACGAGUGCUGUAAAUUCUGUCAAGGGAUGGAUUAUUGCUCAAAGGGUCACGCAUGUCAUACUAACGCUACGUGUCUUAAUCUUAACACCAAGUACACGUGUACCUGUCGCUCGGGCUUCCACGGAGAUGGGUAUGAUUGCUCUGACAUCGACGAAUGCGCUCAACAAGGUGGUCUUAAUGGUAAUCACUGCCAUUUGAACACGCGAUGCGUCAACACGUUCGGUUCGUACGUGUGCGAAUGUUUGCCCGGCUACCGGCAGCUGGACAAGUUCAACUGCGUCGAGGUGGACGAGUGCAAGUCCGGAGAGCACACCUGUCAUCAGCACGCGGACUGCAUCAACACGGCCGGUUCGUACCACUGUCGCUGCAAGCCGGGCUACCAGGGCGACGGGUACGACUGUGAACCUGUGUGCAAUCAAACCUGUCUGAAUGGAGGUGAGUGCAGGUUGCCCGGAGUGUGUACCUGCCGAGCAGGUUACGUGGGUGAGUCCUGCGAGAAGGAUUUGGAUGAGUGUGCAACCGGAGUGCAUCGAUGCAAGGAGACAACGAACUGUGUUAACAUGCCAGGAUGGUACUUUUGCAAAUGCAAACCUGGAUUUGAAACCAAAGGAAAAGAUUGUGUAGAUAUAGAUGAGUGCUAUUUGAACACGCACAGCUGUCAUGCGACGGCAAGGUGCGUCAACACGCAGGGACAUUUCGAGUGCAUGUGCCCAAAGACAACCGUCGCCGACGUCAGCAAUAGCAAUAGGGGGUCGUGGUCAUCCGCCGACUGUAGGUUAAGUUGUAUGUUCGAGGACAGUGAAAUCCCAGACGGUGGUCAAAUUUCGCCCCGGAACCAACCGUGCAAAGUCUGCACCUGUUCCAAGGGGGUGAUUAGCUGCGUGGAACCACCGUGCAACUGUUCGACCUGGAGGCGAGGUAGCGCGCGAGACCUAUGCUGCCCGCAGUGUGAUCCCAAAGAGUCCUGCCAGCACCAGGAGCUGAAGCAUGUGACAUUUCGCAGCGGAGAGCAGUGGAUUUACCAGUGUCAGACGUGCGAAUGCCUGUACGGUGAAUUCGACUGCUGGAAGCUGGAGUGCCCUCCGUUAACUUGUGAUAAUCCCCUCCCACUUGGUCCGGGUGAUUGCUGCCCGCGAUGCUCGGACGAUAUGUGUGGCUUCAAUAACGUAACCACCAACGGGAGCACGGGGGGAAGCUCGUGUCUGUAUGAGCAGCACAUCUACACCUCUGGACAGACGUUCAAAUACCCGUCCAGAGAGUGCGCGACCUGUUCCUGUAAGGUCCCCUACUGUGCCCAACUGGUGAGCAAUUCCGCGUGUUGUGUGCAUCGCACGCAUUCCAUGAAACCCCUUUCGGAAGCAGGGAAACUCACUGACGGUAAGAUCACCUGCCAUUACGAUGAUCAUUGUAUUGACGAUGAACUACGAAAGAUUGAAGAGCCUCCUGCAAAUGGUAGUGUUAAGAGUAGUCUUUCUAAUAAUAAAUCAUCGCAAACAACGACCCCAAAGACAUCACCGCAAUCAUCACAAGCAGCAGCAACUACAAGAAUCGGCAGCAACGAGAAUAAUCCAGCAGCAGCAGCAACAACAACAACAAUCCCACCCACAGCCCCGUAUCCAGAACAAUCAACCACAGCAACUAGCGACUCCGCAGUCUCAGCGAUACCAAAGCCAAGUGCAACCUUCUCCGCGCGUGUUCAACAGCAACAGUCGGACGAUAGUUCAGCAUCACAAGCCACGCCUCCCGAGCAUCAUCAACCACAGAAGCCACACCCUCGAAGUACGGCUAGCGCAGCUAAGAAGCUUCUCAAACGAUCGCUACCAUCCACUGUCGACAGUCGACUCCUCGAGGCCACAUCGUCUGCUGCACCUCUUCGAAGGUAUAUUGGUAACUAAGUUUAUCAAGAGCAGUGAGUACCAGCGCAGUUGCGAGGCGGUGACGACCUAAUCAUCACUUUCAAGAUCACCCCUCGCCAGCCAAUUCCCUCCCCAUGACUGAUCAUCCCCAUCAUUAAGUUUCAGCUUUCGCCAGUUAAAAUCUUUCUUUUUCCACAGUCGAACAAGAAAGAAAAAAAAGAAGAAAAAAGCGCUCCAAAUAUUUAUGAGAUGAAUUAAAACAAACCUAGCUGUAGUUACGUGUACAUUUUAUUUUUUUGUAAUUUACUAGUAUCUGAACAAAUUUGAAAUUACCCUAUAGGAAAGUUUUAAUCGAAAUCAAAUGAAAGCUAGAAAUUUCAAUUUCCUAAAGUUUUAAACUCCACACGAAUAAACCAACAAAUCAAUGACAAAUGAACGAAACAACGCCCAAAACUACCACAGCAAACGUGAAGCAAACAAACAAGCUAAAAACUUAUACCAAAAUGAAUCCAAAAUGUACCAUCGUACUAUUUUUUCCAUUCCGUUUAAUCUCUACCCCCUCUCGUGGUUACUCUUCCUCUAUUUACGCAGAAUCAAGUUCUCCUGAAGUAAGCGAGCAAACGCAUCAAAUAAGUUGAUUAGUGUAAACAAAAUCACACUAAAACAAUUGUCAGCAAUCCGGAAACUCAUACUAGAAAAGAUAAACUCAUACAUAUAAUUCAACUGAGCAUAAUUUGUUGGCGCAGAUGCCCAAGAUUUAACGUAGAUUGUUGGUCACCCAACGGAUCAAAUCGAGUUUUGAGUCGAGGUUUUUUUUUUUUCAAUACAAAUAAUUUCGUUUUGGUGAACAGUUAUCAGUCACCUUCAAAAAAAAACAAGCGAUGCUUUCAACUACUAAACGCUGCUAGUGUUAGUAGGCGAUUCUACCAACACAUGAAGUACUUUUUUGACAGUGUAGAUACCAUACUAACUAAUUUUCGUGAUUGCAAACAAUAAACAGGCCGGCGUGUAACAAAUAUGAAGUUGUUGUUUUUUGACAAUUAAACCUACAAAGUGUCGGUUUAGUAGAUUAUGUUAAUGUAGAUUCUUGAAGUUAACCUCACUUCUUCGAAAUCGCAGUUAGCAUUGAUAACUCGAUGUCGCGUAAUACAUUCUCACAACUUGAAUUGCGGAGAAGUAACUGUCGGGAAUCUCCAUUUUUUUUUAAAUUUUAAUUUACGGAACUUUUAACGCAAACUAAUCUUUCCAACGUCUGUCUAAAAUCUAAUUCGUCUUUUCCUUUCCUCCUUGUACUCAAAAUCGCAGAGUACCGCUCUCAGCAGAGCGGUAGCUGGACGAACUCAUUCGUGUUCUCUCACCAGCACUCACGGACGCGAGCGAUCGAAAGAAUGUUUUGUUAUGAAAGCUCUCUUUCUCUCACUUUUGGCCACCAUACCGUUGUAUGUGUUUUCUCGUAAUUCAUUUUCAGUAUGAUCCACGCUGUUACAUGGUUGUACACUGGAACAAUAGUGAACAUUCUUAUUUGCUGAAAUUCAUUUUUUAAAACAUUUUUAAAUUUCCUUUUAUAAUUCCUACAGUAACUUCAUUCUUUAUUGGUUUUCUCCCUCUCACUCUCAUUCAAAACUUUGACUUGAUCCUGUCGAAAUAAUCGAAAAAUUAGCAUUCCUCAAAAACGCAGCCAAUCAAAACUCACAAUUCAUCAUUUCACCUGUAGCCAGAAGUAUUACUGAAAGAAAGCAGAAAACAAAAAUCACGAUAAAAAAACAAUAAUUACUGUUGUAAAUAAAAAUUUAAUACUCUGUAAAAAGUGUUAACGACUUUUCAGUUUAUUGAUUAGUAAUCUUUUUUUCUAAUUUUAUCUGAGUACGUUCUAUUAUUUAUUACAUUUAAGCAGUCAGUAAAAACUAAACCUAUAGAAUAUUUAAAAAAACUAAUUGUUUCCAUUGAAACAGGAUACUUUUUGAAGUGCGAUUUAUUUACGUUUGUAUUGUUUUGGCAACUAUCGUGAGAGAGAUUAACGAAAAACAUUUGCACACUCACUCCUCGAAAUGAGAUCGAAAAAAAAGAUACAGUCGAAGCGUCGUCGAUUGUCACCAAUCUAGUCAAUUUCAGCUUAUGUUAAGUGUAACUUAUUUAUUACCAGUCUUGUUCCGGUACCAAAUCACCUAAUUAUUAUUAUUCAACUGCACACACAACAAAAAAAUCAAACAUAAAUACAAUCAAUCAUUCGUUAGAAGAAAAACAAAAAGUAUUUUGAGUAUGUAGCAAAGUGCAUUUUCAGUUUACGGUUUUAACACUUAAGCGAUAAUUAAUUGGCUACGUGGUAUGCAAACAAUCAACAAGAAACAGCAAACAGAAUUGAAACACAACUGUUGCUAAGCGCCGAAACAAUAAAAAAACUACUAGAAAGGGAAAAAAUGAGAGAACCGUCAAACCGCCAUUUCCAUAACGAAGAAAUGACAAGAAAUCUACCGUGCGUGGAAAAUAAAGAAAAAAGAAAUAUUAGUUCCUUCUAUCUGAUGUACCACAAUAAUAAUGAUAGUUUUAGUACUGUACAGAAUUUGAAUACAAGAGCAAAACAAACCGAGAGGAAAAGCUGAUUAGUGUUUGUUGCUGAUAAUGUGGUUAUAAUUUAUUGCAAAUAUCAUCGACUACUGGCAAAUUGGUAAACGAAUAGUUUAGUCAGUAAUUUACAGCAGAAAGAGUUAGCAGAAAAAACACGUCAACUCAAUUUAGCCGGGUUUGCUCUCUAUGGAGAGUCCGUUUGUGACACAUUUCCUCCCGUUGCUUUGUUGUAUGUAUGUUGUAAAUAGUGUACACAAGCUGGCGUGGUACCUAACUAUUAGCCACCUCAUUUGCGAAAACUAGCUUUGACUAGCAUACUUACUCGAAACAAAACCUACACACUCAAAGACGCAUACAUCUAACACACACAGUAAGCGAAGAAAAUGCUCUCCUUAGACUGCAUUCGAAAAAAAUACUCUUCUAGGUUUCCGGCCUUUCGAUGAUGAUAAUGAUGUGGAUAGAGUUAGCGUUGUAUUUAAUGAAGCAAAUGAAAAAUAAUAAGAGAACAAAUGAAAUGCAUACAAUAAAAAUUAACUAAAAAUUGAUUAAAAUAUAUAGUAGGAACAGAGAAAUAAAUUAUCAGCUGUCCUGCAACUAUUGCUAGUUAAGUUUCUAAUCUUAGCGAGUAUAAUGAAAUUCCUGUAAAUACUAGUUAAUAAAUAAAAAAUUAUAAAAACAAAAACAUUAGAAACUGAGCAGAACAGACGGUUAAGUUGAGAUGUUUAAAAAAUAAAGCAGCAUAGGAAAAGAAACAACAUAACGAAUAAACAACACGGAAAUGAAAAUCAAAUUGGUUCAUGGCCGCAGAACAUGCGCAAAACGUAAAACUGACAAAACGAAAGGAAAUGAAGCAAGCAUAAUAUAUAGUGAACAAAAGAACAAUGUAUAGUGGUUAGAGAAUUGUAAUUUUAUUUGGUCUUUAUAUUUAUAUUAAAUAUAUAUUUUAACAAUUUCUUUUAAUAAAAACAAGCCAAUUAAAUGAACAAUUAUUCAACA
Wyeomyia smithii (pitcher-plant mosquito) is the source of this 9231-nucleotide messenger RNA. Its product is annotated as protein kinase C-binding protein NELL2-like. Bases 2623 to 5709 code for a protein of 1028 amino acids. The transcript has 15 exons. NCBI's taxonomy places the organism in Eukaryota, Metazoa, Arthropoda, Insecta, Diptera, Culicidae. Gene Ontology annotation, molecular function: calcium ion binding; protein binding. The record is from RefSeq and is a predicted model, not a curated record.